Messenger RNA from Prorocentrum cordatum, 826 nucleotides. The record is from the annotation of a GenBank genome assembly. Lineage: Eukaryota; Dinophyceae; Prorocentrales; Prorocentraceae.
GACGUCGCCAACGUGACCGCCGAGCCCACAGUGUUCGGAACAGUUCGUCAGAUGAAAGGCCCGCCGUUCUGGAUGAAAGAUCUGCUGGCAGAGGUUCGUGGCAUGAAUGCAGGCAUCGCGAAGAUGGAGCAGUCCAUGAUUCUGGAGAUUCGCGAUUUCCGAUCCGCAUUGCAGACGCACGACUCCAACCCGCGCAGCGUCCACACUCGGUUGACCGAGGUGGAGCGCGUGUGCCAGAAGACUGUCACUGAAGCCGUUGCCGCCGCCAUAGAUGUCCAGCUCGAGGGCAUCAAGCAAGAGCCGAAUGAGUUGAAGGAGCCUCCAUCGAGUGGUGCCAGUUUUGCGUCGACACGCACAGGGCCGAGCACUGUGCCGCAGCCGCGUGGAGGAGGCCAGGCGCCGACCAACCCGCUCGUGCGGUUCGCGGGCACCUUCCCCCGCCCUGUGCACCAGACGGCGCGCGAGGCGCACUGCCAACAUCUCUUGAACGCCAACCAGAUUCUGUUGCAGGACGUAGAGCCGAUCUUUCACAAGGCCGCUCAGAACUACAAGCUGCGCCAGAUCAGUCGUGUCUACCAGCCGACCUUGGGCCGCCUGAAGGCGCACCCUGAGUGCACAUGCGAGUGCAAGCGAGGAGUGAACGGAUUCAAAGGUAAAGUGAUGCCCGUCACGCCUCGCGGCAUCUACACCAUCGUGAAGACUGCGAAGCGUUCGGCUCACGUCGGGGAGCGCGUCGCCGUCCAGGAGGAGCUCAACUUGUGGAACUUCAACGCCGACGAGAUCCAGCGCCGCUUCAACGCCGCCUACACCGCUGCCCAGCUGGAGC